ACGAAAAUCACUAGUGAAAUGUCAAAGUAGCAGUCAAGUCGUGAUUGUGUUGUGCGUUGGAAAUUAUCGUAAAAUGUUAGAAGAUUGCGUUAAAUUGUGAAAAUGGGUGCGAAGGACUCGAAGAGGUCGUGUUUGCCGUACGAGGAUGCCGUCAAACGAAUGUCUGAGGAGGAAUACAAGAGGAUAUGCGAGGCGUUCAAACGACUCAGCGGCGGCAAUCAACUCCUGAGCAAACAGAGUUUUAUUCUACACGUGUUGGGCGAUGGGGUGCCCCAGGCCAUCGCCGAGUGGUUGUACAUCGCGUGCGGGGGCACUCCGAGGGGCAUCGCCCUCAAGGACCUCAUCUGUGGACUGGUCCUGCUCACCAAAGGCAAGCAAGAUGAGAAGAUUCGGUUUUUGUUCACUUUGUAUUGCAACGAUUCGGGUACCCAUAUUACAAGAAAUGAGUUUUAUAGCGCCUUGCAGACUGAAGGGACUUUGCCACCCGAUAAACCCAACAGACCCAAUAUCCUGUGGGCGAGCCCAAUGCUGUCGCUUUUUCCUGUGGGACAGGAUCGAGUGACUUAUGAACAUUUCAGUGCUUGGAUACAAUACAAUAAGGAGGCAACGAUUUUGUCAAAGUGGUUACUCUCAAACCCUUGUGUAUCACUAAGUUCCGAAGUCGAAGCACCAACUUUUUACCAGACUUUAGCCGGCGUGACCCAUCUCGAAGAACAAGACAUUUGCGAAUUAGAAAAAUGUUUUUGGACACUUCAAAGCUCUUCACCUUCGUGCCAUUUAGAUUUAAAUUGUGUCAGGUCGAUGAUUUGUCCGCCGAUUCCAUUGACCGCAUGCGAGGGAUUAUUUUUAGCACUUGAUGUAAACAGAGACGGCCAUAUCGAUUUCAAAGAAUUAUGUUGUGGGAUUUCGGCGGCGUGUCGUGGACCAAUAGCUGAAAGAAUGAAAUUUUGUUUCAAAAUAUUUGAUAUGGAUAGAGAUUGUUACCUGAAUCCAGAUGAACUUCAACAUAUGAUUCGUACCUUGAUGCUUGUUGCAAAUGAAAAUAACAAAAGAUUUAAUAGUUUUGAUGGGAAUUUUGAUAGUGAUAAGGACGAAGAUCAUAGUAAAAUUUUGCAUUCUUUGACUCAAAGACUUGAUGGUAAAGGAGGUUUGAGUCAGGAGGAGUUUUUGGUUUGGGGUGUUGAAGAUAAUGGAUUGGUUGAACCAAUGUUGGAGUUAUUGUUUCAAGUCUGUCAUGUUUCGUUUGUUUUGAGGCCGGCUUGUAGACACCACGAACACGACAUUGUGACGGGAUGGUUGGAACGCGAAGAGCGUCGUGGCUAUCACGUGGGUCAAUUCUGGUACCUUAUCUCGUCCGAAUGGUGGCAGAACUGGCUAAACUACACUACCGCUCCCCGGAACAACCUCGAUUAUUGUACGUGCCGCACCACCGACCCUCGUCUCGUCGAAGAAGGCAUCGUUUGCGACGAAAGUCUUAUCAGCAAUGGCACCGACUCAAACGAAUUCAACUCGAACAGCAUGGAAUCAAUGGGUGACCUCCUUGGCAAAGGCGACACCUGCAGUAUAGCUUCGAGUUCGGGUGUUUCGAGUAGUUCGGGUACCACUGGAUCAAAACGAAGUCAAGGCAUGCCAGGACCCAUCGACAAUUCGAAUCUUGUCGCCGAACCUUUACAAAAAGUGAGGACACUGACGGGUGAAGGGGGAAGGCUGAAAAGGGAUACACCGUUGGUGCAGCAUAGGGAUUUCGAACUGGUGCCCGAUUCGUUGUGGAAGGCGUUGGCGCAUUGGUAUGGAGGACCGUUGCCUUUGCCGAGACAGGUGAUUCUGCCGCCGGGGAGUUGCGAUGUUGAAUUGGAGUUGUAUCCAUUGAAUUUGAACAUAUGGAUGCAUCAGUCGCAAGCGGUGGGGUCGGCGGCGUCCUGGAGCAGUGUUGUAGGAGGUUAUGGAGCUGCCGCCCUGAACACUGCUGGCAUAACCACCUCUCCCAUCUCGUCCCCUCGGCGCUACUUCGCUCACACCGCCGCCUUCAGCCGUCUUGCCAACGUCCACCAAGUGAUUGAAUUCCUCUGUCUGCGACUCAGCCUCCGUAUCGAAGAUGUCCGACUGUGGCACGUCAAAGACACCACCACUCUUCUCGAAGACGAGAACGCCACCUUACAGGACUUGGGUGUUAUUGAUGGUGAUAAGAUCCUCCUCGAGGUGCGCAAUAAGGACCUAACAUGGCCCGAGGAACUUGGCGCUUUAGUUGCCGGCGGUCAGACGACACUCAGUGCCGAACGUCGACCGACGAUAUGUCUACCACCUGGUGCCACAGGAUUGCAUAAUCUUGGCAAUACGUGUUUUAUGAAUGCGGCACUACAAGCCGUCUCCAAUACGAGACCGUUGACAUUGUAUUUUCAAAGGGACGGGCAAUUGUGCGAAUUGAAUAGCGCGAAUCCAUUGGGAACGAAAGGAAUGGUAGCGAGGAGGUAUGCCGAAUUGUGUAGGGAGUUGUGGGCGGGUUCGACGAGGAGUGUAGCGCCGUUGAAAUUGAGGUAUUGCGUUACGAAGCAUGCGCCACAUCUAGGAGGCGGGGGACAGCAUGAUUCUCAGGAACUCCUCGCAUGGUUGCUGGACGCCCUCCACGAGGAUUUAAACAGGGUAGCACGUAAACAAUACUCAGAACUGAAAGAUUCAGGAGGUCGUCCUGACGAAGUUGUCGCUGACGAGGCAUGGAAUCAACAUCUAGCGCGCGAUCAUUCUAUCAUAACUGAUCUGUUUUACGGCCAAUUAAAAAGUAAAGUCACUUGUCAGACGUGCGGUCACGAAUCAGUCCGAUUCGAUCCAUUCAAUUUGUUAAGUUUGCCAUUACCAAUGGAAAGUUAUACGUUAUGUGAAGUUUUAGUUGUAAGAUUAAAUGGCGAGACGCCGAUAAAAUACGGCCUCCGACUCAACUCCGAAGCAAAAUAUAUCGAACUGAAACAGCAACUCGAACGUCUUUGCAAUAUCAAAACUGAACGUUUACUUCUCGCCGAACUCGCUUAUUCACAAAUCAGACAAGUGUUAAACGACGACGUCCGAAUAAAUCCGGGGACGGCGACCGAAUUGUACGCUUAUGAAUUACCAGAAGAUCAUCAAGAGACAGAAACUAUUAGCAACGAUGUCGAUGUGGAGGUUGCCGUUUCCGAUAGUCCCUUGGCCCGCAGUCCUGAGGUAAGAGGUGGUUCGGCCCUUUGCAUGCCCAACAUUCUAUGCUUUAAGAACAGGCAAAAAACCGACAGCCAUCUAAUGAACGGAGGAGUCGUCUUGAAAAAAGCUUCAAUCAUAUCACAUUCCUCUUCGGACACAUCCUCAUCAUCGAAAUUCCCAAGUUAUCUAAUAGCCUUGCAUCGGAAAUGUGUCAGACAAGAAACCUACUUUCUUUCACAACAGAAAAGCAAACCGAGUUUAUUUGGUUCACCACUUUUGCUCGGUUUUCGUCCAAAUAGUACGUGUCAGAGUUUAUACGAAGCAGUUUGGGGACAAGUAACGAGAUUUCUAAGCCCUCUGCCGCAAAGCGAUCAAACUAAUCAUGCUACAGACUGUGAUGACUCCUUGGGGUACGAAUUUCCUUUUACGUUGAAGGCUGUCCUUCAAGGUGGCCAGAUUUGUGCAAUAUGUCAUUGGACCCAGUUCUGUCGCGGAUGUACCAUACCUUGUAGCAACGAUCUGGUGGUCGAUCACUGUCGGGGGAAUUUAAAUGGAAUGUGUAUCGCCAUUGAUUGGGAUCCUACCGCUUUGCAUUUGAGAUAUCAGAGCAAUAGAGAGAAGUUAUGGACGGAGGACGAGUCUGUCAGUCGAUGUCAGAAGUUGCAUACAGAACCGAUCGAUUUGGAUAAUUGCUUGAAAGCUUUCACUUCCGAGGAGAGAUUAGAGACGAAAUAUCAUUGUUCCAACUGUCAAGAUAAACAGCCAGCGACGAAGAAGUUGCAAAUUUGGCGUUUGCCACCUAUUCUGAUAAUCCAUCUGAAGCGCUUCGAUUGCGUGAACAACAAAUGGGUAAAAACUCAAAAAGUGGUAAAUUUCCCAUUCAAAGAUUUCGAUCCGACGGCAUAUCUUGCAUCCGUACCUCAAGAGACAAUAUUGCGCCAUCUACAACUUCGUGAAAAACAACGUCAAGAUCUGGAAAGUUCAUGUGAUAGUCAAACAUCGGUGAAAACAAUCGAAGAAAGCAUUGAAACAAAUUGUACAACAAAUGAACAUUCAAAACUUUUAACAACAACCGACAACAAACCGAAAGUCCAAUUGAACAAAGUGAGAGCUCGGCUCGAAUCGACCAGUUUGUUAAAAACACCAAUCAUAGACGAGCAUCUCAAAGACUACCAUCAGCAUAAAUUGCUACCCGGACAGGAUCCCUUCGAUCUGAAAUAUCAAUUGUAUGCUGUUGUGAGUCAUUCAGGGAUGUUAAACGGGGGCCAUUAUAUUUCCUACGCUUGCAAUCCGAACGGAAAUUGGUAUUGUUAUAAUGACAGUUCGUGUCGAGAGGUUUUAACCGAAAUUGUUGAACCGCCUAAAUUGAAAAAGUCAGCUUGUACGCCGUUGCGUCGCAGGAAGAAUACGCAAUCGAGUGAGAAGGAAGAGACCUGUAAUACCGACUUUAAGGAAAUCGGCGACGAAUCAACCACCGAACUGGAAUCGAAUUAUAAAUGUGUUUACAGUGAGGUGAAAACUCCCAAAAUCGACACGAGUUCGGCAUAUAUUUUGUUUUACGAAAGGUCGGGCCUCGAUUACAAACCGUAUCUUCCCGAAGUCGUUUCGAACGGUCAAAUCGUGCCUGAAGUUGAACUAGACGAGAAUGAAUCUGAAUUACGUAAGCAAUUGUGUUCCAUUCAGUAAUUUUUGUUGAGUUUUGUUUAGUUGUUGAAGUUGCGAGAAAUAUAUUUUUGUAAAUGGUGUGCCACCUUUUUUUUUUAAUUCGGUGAUUUGUUUUCAUUUUUAUAUGAUUAUAGUAUUGUUACUCCGUUUUGCAGAUCUAUUAUUUAUGAAAGUGUAUUUAUAGAUGUUGAUAAUAUUGUGAUCUUGAAGCCUAAAAUUGUAAAAUUUAAUGUAGAACGUGAUAAUUUUUUCCGAAAUGAUGGAUGGAUGGAUUUUUACACGAAUCCUGGUUUGAUUCAACCAAAGAUGUAAACAGAUUCGUUCAAAAGUUGACUGUUUUGGGGUUAUUUAUUUUACUAGUCUGAUAUUCUUAUCUUAUUCCACUAAGUUUGUAAGAUAUUUAUAAGUGUUGCUUUUUUGACACGGUUUAAAUAUAUUUCCAUUAGGUAUAAUAUUAAUGGUGCCAUUACACAAUAAAAUAAAGCUUGUA
This is a messenger RNA of Tribolium madens (black flour beetle), 5323 nucleotides long. RefSeq names its product ubiquitin carboxyl-terminal hydrolase 32 (gene Usp32). Gene Ontology annotation, cellular component: Golgi apparatus. The transcript has 15 exons. The record is from RefSeq and is a predicted model, not a curated record. Gene Ontology annotation, molecular function: cysteine-type deubiquitinase activity; calcium ion binding. The coding region runs from base 103 to 4854 and encodes 1583 amino acids. NCBI's taxonomy places the organism in Eukaryota, Metazoa, Arthropoda, Insecta, Coleoptera, Tenebrionidae. Gene Ontology annotation, biological process: protein deubiquitination.